This is a messenger RNA of Cylicostephanus goldi, 197 nucleotides long. Lineage: Eukaryota; Metazoa; Nematoda; Chromadorea; Rhabditida; Strongylidae. The record is from the annotation of a GenBank genome assembly.
AUGCGGAGAGGCAAUCGUACAAGAUCGGAUGAGCUGUCUGGCGAUGAUGAUGAUGACAGGGAUGGAAAAAGAGGAUUUGUAAGGAUGGCAAAACAGCUGAAAAGUGCGUCGUUGUACCAGCAGGGAGCCUUGGCUUUAGCGGAAAGAGUUAAGGGACGAAGACUAAAUGCUAAAAGCCGAGUGAGUUUGUUAUAGUG